Messenger RNA from Penicillium lagena, 591 nucleotides. RefSeq names its product 3-hydroxyanthranilate 3,4-dioxygenase. The transcript is spliced from 4 exons. The coding region runs from base 1 to 591 and encodes 196 amino acids. The record is from RefSeq and is a predicted model, not a curated record. Gene Ontology annotation, biological process: quinolinate metabolic process; 'de novo' NAD+ biosynthetic process from L-tryptophan. NCBI's taxonomy places the organism in Eukaryota, Fungi, Ascomycota, Eurotiomycetes, Eurotiales, Aspergillaceae. Gene Ontology annotation, molecular function: 3-hydroxyanthranilate 3,4-dioxygenase activity; iron ion binding. Gene Ontology annotation, cellular component: cytoplasm.
AUGGAGCACAUAUCGUCGGAUACCACUCCUAUCCCGGGAAUCGUUAUGUUGCAGUCGUGGCUGUCCGCGAACGCCCAAAAUUUACAGCCUCCAGUCAAUAACCAAUGCCUGUAUUCUGGAAAGGACUUCAUCUUAAUGGCCGUUGGAGGGCCGAACACGCGAAAUGACUAUCACAUACUCGAUGCUAACGUGGUCGUCCGCGACAAAGUCAACCAAACCGAGGAGUGGUUCUAUCAGAUCAAGGGCGACAUGUUGCUCAAGAUUGUCGAGAAUGGCACUCAAUUUCGUGACAUUGUCAUUCGAGAAGGCGAAAUGUUCCUUCUGCCCGGAGACAUCCCGCAUUGCCCAAUUCGGUAUAAGGAAACCGUUGGCCUGGUCAUGGAGCGCACCCGCCCCCCGCACGUAAUCGACCGUAUAAGGUGGUACUGCCCCAAUCAGGAGGCCCACCAGACGGCACCCAGCAUCAUCCGGGAAGAGUUAUUUCACUGCGCUGACAUCGAAACGCAACUUAAGGAUCUCAUUAAUCAAUGGAUGACAAAUGAAAGUACCAGAAAGUGCGGCGAGUGUGGGCAGAUUGCGCCGCCGCAUUGA